Molecule: messenger RNA, 866 nt
Organism: Olea europaea var. sylvestris
Lineage: Eukaryota; Viridiplantae; Streptophyta; Magnoliopsida; Lamiales; Oleaceae
Exons: 3
Coding region: 177-545 (122 amino acids)
Source: RefSeq, a predicted model, not a curated record
AAUAGAAUGAUAUAUACAUCCACACCCACCCACAUAUGUGUGCGUAUAUAUAUGUAUGGACUAUGGAGAAUUUAUUAUGUGUAUAAAUGAAUGAGAUGCGUCCACCGACUUGAAACCCAUAAAAUCUAUUCUUCCUUAAAAGUUCUCUCUGGUCUGGUUUUUCUUAAGCUUAAACAAUGGUGGAUCUUCAGACCGUGUGUUGUAUGUGUGGCGAUGUGGGAUUCUCCGACAAGCUUUUCCGAUGCACCAAGUGCCGAGGCCGCUUCCAACACUCGUAUUGCAGCAACUAUUACAGCGAAUUUGCAGAGCCGAUGGAAGUUUGUGACUGGUGCCAAAGUGAGGAAAGAAAUACAUCAAGGCAUGGCAAUUCUUCAAAGAAAUCUUCACAAGUUAAUAUUCAUGCAAGAUCAGCUUAUUCGGGCGACAAAAUCAAGCACGACGGCGGAGAUGGCGCCGGAGAAAAGUCUGGGAAAAACCCAAGUGGCACGCCCUCUCCCCGCCCCACUACUCGCAGGUACAAGCUUCUGAAGGACGUAAUGUGUUGAAAAUUGAAAUGAAGGAAAAAAAGAAAAAGAACGGUUCUCUCAAAUUCCUUGUGUGUGUGUUUUUGUCAUUAACUAAUGUAAAUUGUAUGUAUUAUAUUAGAUGGUUGUAAGUUCUAAAGCUUAUCUCUUUAGUUUUCGUGAAGUUCGAAUAGUAAUUUUAUGUAAAUUUAUUGGAGUUGAAAUAUUGUCUAUUAAACUCUUCAAAGGGUUGUACAAGUAUUCCGAGAAUUCUAUUCUACAAAUAAUAGAGUAUAGGUAGGGUUUCUUACUUUGUAGGGUUUGUGAUUGUCACCAAAUGAAAGUUGCAUCCCAUUUCUUUUC